Molecule: messenger RNA, 2149 nt
Organism: Saccostrea echinata
Lineage: Eukaryota; Metazoa; Mollusca; Bivalvia; Ostreida; Ostreidae
Exons: 3
Coding region: 88-1635 (515 amino acids)
Source: RefSeq, a predicted model, not a curated record
GUUUAAUAGACCAGUAUAUGUACAGUGGGAUGAACACUUCUGAAGUUAGUUGCUUUGUGAUCGACUGAGCAUAUAGAAAGACCAGAAAUGAAAAGACAUCAAAGACAAACCAGAGCUUCUACAAGAAUAAUUGCUGAAGAGAAUAAAGUAACAAAGAGUUCGGGGUUUCUCAACCCCCGGAAAAGGAAAAGUGAGGAUAAACAAAAUGAUAAAAGCUCAUCGAAGGGGGACUCCUCCAAACGAAGACGUAUUCAUUUUCAGCGUGAUGACAGAAGUAUGGGUAGGCAGGCAACUGCAUCAGCGAGUGAACUUGAAAAGCGAGUAAGCAAGUCCAAACGAAAGGAGCCAAGAUUCCCAGCGGCAGAAACAAAGAGAGUGACUCGGUUGUCUUAUAAAAAGGCUGAAAAUAGCAAGGGAAAAGUAGAGAGAGACUUAAAAUCCAACUCAAAACAACAAAUGAAAGAAUUAAAAGCUGGGAAAGGGGGAAAAGUAGAAAAAUUAAGGAACCAAAGGAAGAAGCCAGAGAUAUCGAAAUCUCAAAUAAAAGAUUUACCAGCAAGCUCACAACAGCAAACUUCAGUCCCCAGAAAACCGGAACAGUCGCAAUCUGGAAGCCGAAAAGAAUUCAAAAAAUCGAAUUCAAGUACCGAUACUGUAAAUAGAAAGUCUUAUCGAAAGAAGAAAGCAACAUUAAAAUCAAAUACUUGUCAGAAUACUAAAAAUGAGAGUCGAAAAUUUGCAAAGGCAACCAAACGGAGCUUAACUGAAGGUCAAAAAUUGGCGAAGAAUGUCAAAAAUUCUCAAGUUGUGAAAGAUUACAUGUCUGCACCAGAAGCAUUCUCCGACUUGUUUUUACCAAAACUGGAUAUGAAAUUUAAUCUCAGAGCAGGUCUUCAGAACAUUCAUGGAAUCAGUGUAUCAAAUGACAAUGUUAUAUGCGUGAAUUACAUGCCAAAUCAAGUAAAACUACUCAGUUCUUCAGGUGAAGUACUGAGGUGCGUCGAAUUAAACUCCAGUCCAGUACUUAAUUGUUGCUUGCCAUCAGGAGACCUUCUCGUGACGCAGGGUUUCGCUGGUGGUUCUAAGCCUAUAAUCACCUCAAUAUCACGGGAAGGAGACAUUAAGGUUUUAGCUGAUCUUAGAUCGUAUGCUUCGAACCUAUUAGGAAUUAUCUGCAAAGAUGAGAGAAUAUAUGUCAUCGGAUCCAGAAAAUCUCGUCGUGAUCACAUUGUUCUUAGACUUAAUUUGACUGGAGAAGUAGAGCAUGUCUACAAUUCAAAGCUGUCCUCUGAAGAUAUAAAUCGUUUAAUUUCUCUCAAUGGACAAAUAGUUGGCCUUCGAAUCAAAAACUCUCAAAUGGUUGCAAUAGAAGAGGAUGGAAUUUCCUCCGUUGUAUUAAACAAAUUUUUUAGCAGCAGCAUGUAUGCAGCAAGUGCAUCAGUGGACAAUCUUGGAAACGUUGUUAUAGGUGCGGGUACAAAACUCAUCUUCAUGAACCCAAGUUUGGAAUUAAAGCAUGAAGUUAACACUGACAUUUCUGGAAACAUCACAGCAACAGCUAUAGAUGGGCAUGAUCAACUGUGGAUUGGUACUGUAAAUGGAGAGUUGUUCGCUGCUAAAUAUCUUAAUGUCUGAAAAUUUCCCCUUUAAUUCACUGUAUCUAUAUUGAAUUAUUUUGAAUACAAGAUGCAAGACAUGGAGUUUCACUCGGUUGUCCGAACAAAUAUCGGCUAAUUUUUUCCAACCCGAUUAAGCUCACCUUCGCUUACCAAGGGUUUCCGACCAAGUAGAGUAGAUUUCAGAUCGGAAACCCUUGGCAAGCGAAGAUGGAUUAAUUAAGCUUUGUACGAAAAGAACAUUUGGAGAUACCAAAAAAAAACGUGUAAAAGCAAUUGACAUGAAUUUCAUAGUAGUGUUUAGUAGAGCUGGGACGAUAUAUCGAUAAUAUCGAUUCUGUGUGAGGAUGAUACGCAUAUCGAUACAUACAUGGAUGUAGAAAUAUCGCAAAAAAUUCUGACUUACACUUUCCUUGUUUGCGUAACAUUUUGGGUUUAAUAUAUAAAAUAAAUAUGCUAAGUAUACAUAUAAAUAUGAAUUACAUAAUAAUGAACACCACUUUUGUGAAAUAAUUUUGUUUUACAACAGAUAU